AUGGAAGCGAUCAAGGAUCAGAAUAAUCUAGAUGCUAUGAUUGAGCUAGCAUUUCUACGUCACCGUCCUCAUGCGAUUCAAACCCUUGAAUUAGCAGAGUCCCGAGGACGAAACAUCUUGAAAGAGCGUCUUGGGCCUAAAUGCUUUGACGACGAUGGGGAGCAUGUUGGCCACUUUUGGUCGAUAUUAGAUACCAGACCGUACAUGCGUGUCAUGCAAGCUUUAGUCCGCCUCUAUUUUGAAGAAAAGAGAUAUGAGAAAUCGACUAAUAUCAUGAUAGAGAUGCUGCGUUUCUGUCCUGGCGACAAUAUGGCACAAAGAACCUGGCUCGGAUCGAAUCUCAUUCGCGUGGGCCGACUCGCGGAUGCGUUAUAUUUCGCUCAGACUUGGUUAAGCCCGGGACCCGCGGACAGAGGCGAAGAUCCUUUGAAAGGCGGCACGGAUUUCAAGGCUCCUAGCCGUGAUCCCAUGACUGAAGCACGUGCAAAGCGCCUCGAAUCUGACUGUGGUUCUCUCCUUUACACAGCCGCACUGGCAUCUUUCAAGCUCUGGGGUGACAGCCUUCAAGCGCAGCAAUAUCUCAGAGCAGCUUCAAAGGCAAAUCCGAAUAUUUUGAUGAGAAUCCUUGGACGCGUUACACGACCUGAUGAACUCAAUAAUAGUCCGCGGUCCUUGAAUGGUCCGGAGGAUGCUCAUGAUUACUUAUGGCUUUCGCAAGACCUUUGGAUGGUUCCUGAAGUUUGGAACUGGGCAAAUAGUGAUCCAGGGGCCAAGGAAUCUGUGUUGAAAACGUGUAGCAGAGAGGGUUGUGGCAAGAGGGAGACGAAGGCUACGGAAUUCAAACUCUGCUCGGGAUGCCGAUUGGCCUUCUAUUGUAACUCCACCUGUCAGAAAGAGGAUUGGAAAAAACACAAGCCAGCUUGCCGCGAACGGCAGAGCUUGAAAGCGGCAUCGCGCGCCAUGUUCUUGAACAAACCUAUUCCGAAAGAUGGUCCACUCGUGUUCAGCUCAGAUUUCUCGCAAUUGGGGAUUACGAUCGACCAAGGAAAAACCCGGCGCUCAUGA
Messenger RNA from Laccaria bicolor S238N-H82, 1065 nucleotides. RefSeq lists its product as uncharacterized. The transcript is spliced from 6 exons. The record is from RefSeq and is a predicted model, not a curated record. NCBI's taxonomy places the organism in Eukaryota, Fungi, Basidiomycota, Agaricomycetes, Agaricales, Hydnangiaceae. The coding region runs from base 1 to 1065 and encodes 354 amino acids.